Molecule: messenger RNA, 3084 nt
Organism: Maylandia zebra (zebra mbuna)
Lineage: Eukaryota; Metazoa; Chordata; Actinopteri; Cichliformes; Cichlidae
Gene: lsm10
Product: LSM10, U7 small nuclear RNA associated
Biological process (GO): mRNA 3'-end processing by stem-loop binding and cleavage
Cellular component (GO): cytoplasmic U snRNP body; nuclear body
Molecular function (GO): U7 snRNA binding; histone pre-mRNA DCP binding
Source: RefSeq, a predicted model, not a curated record
UGAAACGUCAUCACGUCGCUGCUCCUCUGUCGGGUUUCUGCGGGAAAACGAACGUGUUGAGAUGUUUUGAGAGGUUUCAGCAGGUCGGUGUUUCGCUUCUACAUGAAACCUGUGUUUAAAUAAUUCAGGUUACUAUGGAGCCCAAGGGAGCUGAGUCUCAGCCAUCCGGCGUGGGGCCGGUUGAGGUGGUGAACUCUAUUCGGGAGCGAACGAUCACAGAGAACAGCAUGGUGAUCCUCCUGCAGGGCCUUCAGGGAGAGGUGACCACGGUGGACCUGAGGAACGAGAGCACGGCACGUGGACGCGUGGUCAACGUAGAUGCCUUCAUGAACGUACGGCUAGAGGACGUGUUGUACCGGGACCGGCUGGGUCAGCUCACACAGCUGCAGGACCUAUUCAUCACUGGCAGGAACAUCCGCUAUGUCCACAUCCCCGACCAUAUGGACAUAAUGAAGACCAUAGAGAGCCAGCUGGCCAAGAUUCACCGCGUCCGGAACUUCGGCAGUGAAGGCGGAGGCAGGAAAGAGUUUGCCAAGAAAACAAAAUGACUUUUUUUUUUUUUUACAUUUGGAAAAGACGCUGCUUGUGUAAGGUUCAGAGAUUAGAGGACAAACACCAGUCUAGACCAGUAGUUUACAUCCUGAGGGCCCACAAAGUGACUCCAGGGUCAAGAACAGGGAGAGAGAUCUCAGGUACAGUAAGAUAUAGUUACAGUUCUCCUUUUCAUUGUAAAAUACUGGAAACUGUCUUUAGUGCUAUAAAAACUGAACAGCUUGGAACCUGGGAUGAAAGGCCACAAUCUGGGUUUGAUUUCUUGUAAGGAUCACAAACUCGAAAGGCUGGAGUAUUUGGAGGCUGAUAUCAGUAAAUUGUUUAAAUGUUUAAAAAUAAAACUCCACAGAUUGAUUUGUUUCCCUAUGUAAACACUGUAACAAUUCUUUUUAAUACAUUGCGAAUUAUUUCUUGGAUUAAUUGAUGCAUCUUCCUUGUAUCAACUCAAAGAAGCUCUUUGGUUGAGAUAAAAAAAAAAAAAAGACAAACUAUUUAGGGGGAUUUUUAAAUGAGAUAUGAUGAAAAUGCUAAAAAAAAAUCCAUCUGAGAAUAAAGUGAAAUCUUUUUCAAUAUAAUUAUAACAACUAAAUGAUAGAUCCUCUUUUGCACAAAGGGUUUAACUUAAACGACGCCACAGCUUCUCUCAUAUUUUGCUGACUUAGAAACAGUGAAGAGUCUUAUCUCUUAAACAUAGAGAAUACCCUAAAGCAGUCACUUUUUGUGCCUUUUGAGGUGCUGCACCUCAUAUUUGUACUAAAUAGCAAAAAUACAUUUAUCAUACAUUUCUCCUAAUUUUUAUAGUAUUUUCUACACCUCAUUUGCAGAAUCUGGACACCUACAUUUUUUGCUAUUAUAACACCAGUGAGGUACACCUGUCAAUGUAAGCAGCCAUGCUUUUUACUCACCAGACGGAUCAGCUAAAAACAAAAGUCACCUCCACACUGUUGUUAUAAAGGACGAAAUUUAAACUUGGGGGUCUUAUGAGAUUUGACUCGCUUUUGGAGCAACUACAGGCUCAAUUUUUCCACCGCCAGAGGUUGCAGCUUGUUUAUUUUGGCCCAUGUUUCUUUUUUUUAAGUAGGUUUCCCUUUAGCGGGAUUUAAGCAUUAGUUAACUUCUCCCACAGUUGUGGUUUGCUCCCCACAACAAAAUGACUCAACUUAUUAAGCUCCUCACUGUCAUUCUGGGCCUUUUGAUGUGUCGCUCUCUAAUAGCUCCCUCCAGCCAGCAACUUAAUUAACUAUCCUAACUUUUGUGCUAUCGCAUUAUUAAAGAUCUCUUUUGUCUGUCUUUCAGUACGUUAUCAUUUUAAUUUAGUUGUAAAAAUACUUUGAGGGACUUGUCUUUUCUUACCAAAUUAUUCCCAAAGUUAAUCUCUCUGCUCCAGCUCAGUUUUAUGAGAAUUGAAUGGCUCAUAUUGCAGCUGACACUGAAUGCGGUUGUGGUGUGAGGGCCAGUGUAUUUACUGGUAAAUGGUGAGCAUCACAAAGCCCAUCUUUCUGUGUGUUUAAAAAAAAACAGCCCUAAGUUAAUCACUGCCUGUAUGCAGGAAAACAUUAGUCACUGGUGGGGAAAAACAAGCUGACCUGUUUCCACAGCUCCACAAACAUCUCUGCAUCAGCGAGCAAGUCGCUCUCAGUCACAACAGUGACAUCCACUCUUGUUUUUUAGCCAGUGGAGACAAGCGUGGCGGGUGAAAGGAAGGUAGUGUUUUGCUUGGUGUUCUACCCGUGCGCAGUUGCGAUCGGGAAUCUGGGGAAUUUGCAAAGUGCUAUGUUAUUCCUACACAGCAUCAGGAAGAGGACAGGCCUGACAUAACACAGGCAGCUGGAGCAGAUAAACCCCGCACUGUGGACAAAAAGGGUGGAGGUUCACCAGCCGUUACUGAGUGCAUUAAAUUAGGAGGAAUAUGCACGCAGGAAUGUCCCUCAGCAGUUGGAUCAUUGUUUUGGGCUUUAGCCUCAGAGUGAUUUUAGGGACAUAUUUUUCUCUUGACCAACCCUGAGUGUUUGAAUGACAGAAACCACAUAAUAACCGCUUAUUGCUGUGCUAAAAACACCAGCGAGUGCCACAUCAACGCUCACUAGACUCAGAAUAGUACUUUACAACCGCAUAAACAGGUCUUUUGCAAUACUUAAGAGUCUGGGUUAGUGUUACAGGAAAAAGCACCAGUAUAAAUAAGAAAGACAAGCCCUGCUUUCAUCGCUGUAGUCAGUCUGUAGAAUUAUAUGCUCGUACUUUUAGAAAUUAAAGGGGGGCUGUGUUGGUUUUUGUUAUUUUCUGUCGCACAUACUGUUAAAAUGAUGAAUGCGCUCAUAUCCAGUUCUGUGGAAUUAUUCAUAUUUUGGCUUCGGCUGAGGUUUAAAUUCACUCCCAGCAGGCCACAGAGUCAGGUUCACUUCAGUUCACUUAAAUGAAUUUAGUUUCUUCAGUUGAAUUGAAUGGAAAAAUAUAGACUUACCUAUAUUAGUCCAUGCAUUCAUCUUUAGUAGGCUUGAUUACUGUAACAGCAUCUUUACAGGUCUACCUAAA